Drosophila takahashii is the source of this 713-nucleotide messenger RNA. RefSeq names its product Enhancer of Acetyltransferase Chameau (gene EAChm). Lineage: Eukaryota; Metazoa; Arthropoda; Insecta; Diptera; Drosophilidae. The record is from RefSeq and is a predicted model, not a curated record.
UGCACUCAGUCAGUCUAGUUUUGGGAAUCAUGCGCUCCAUUGCCUUUGCCGUUGUAAUCUUUGCCGCAAUCCUGGCCUACAGCAGUGCAGCUCCCCAGCUGAACUUGGCUUGGCUGCAGGGUCUCCUGGCAGAGGCUGGUGAAACGAACUCUACGGUUAAAUUCGGCAACAACACGGUGAUUAUUUCGGGUGUAUCCAAUGCCCAUGCCAAUGCCAACGAGGGAACCAUUCGUCCUCGUCCGCAACCGAACCAAUGGAACAACAACCAAGGAUGGAAUUACUACGGAUAUCCCAGCUACUACAAUGGAUACUAUCGCAUGGUUCCCACAGUCAAUGGACAGAUCGUCGAGGGACCUCAGACCAGCCUAGAGGAGUCGCAGGAGAUUUCCCAAGAGGUCUCCCACGAGAUCUCCCACGAUCUGAGUGACCAGGAAUCUGGCGAGGAUCAAUACAGCCAGGAGGCCGAAGCUGAUCUCCUAGCGGAUAAGCACGAUGAGGAAGAGGAGGAGCAGCUCGAUGCCGAGGAAUAUGGUGAGGAGGAAGGUGAACCUCAGACCCAGGAGGCUGAGGAUGAAGAGGAUGAGCAGACGGAUCCCGAGGAGGAUGCUGCUGACCAGGCUUUGGAUGUCUUCGAAAAGGAGCUCGAAGCUGAGGAAGCCAAAUAAGUGACUCAAAAUAAUGUUCUUAAAAAAAUAGCAAAAUUCGAAAACAUU